This is a messenger RNA of Erythranthe guttata (spotted monkey flower), 1347 nucleotides long. The record is from RefSeq and is a predicted model, not a curated record. Lineage: Eukaryota; Viridiplantae; Streptophyta; Magnoliopsida; Lamiales; Phrymaceae.
CACACAAAUAAUAUAUUAAUAAUAUCAGAAGGAAGAGAAUUUUCACAAAUUAAAAGUGUAGAGAAUUAGUCGUUGCAUUUGCAGAUCUCUCACUUCCCUCUCUCUCUCCUUCCAAAUCCGAAAUCCUGAGUUUUUGUUACCACUAUGUCUUCCAAUUCCGAGCACUCCGAAUUGCAGAACGGAACCCCCGAACCUGAAUCCGAACCCGAAGCUGCAGCUGCAGUUGCAGUUGCUGCCGGACCUCCGGCUGCCGAUCCAGAUCCCCAGCUACCUGAUCCCAGCGACGCCGAAGUACAACAGCCGCCUGAUGCGGAGGUAUCUGUAGAAGUGCAAUCAGUUGAUGCUGAUGAGGCGGCGAAUUCUGUGCCGGAAGCAGAAAUUUCGGAUGAAUCAAGUGCCGCCGCGGCGGUGCAGUCGAACCAGGAGGCCGAGAGCGAUUCGAAGCUGGCGGCGGCGGAAGGGAAUCGGACGUUUACUAUGAGAGAAUUGCUGAACGAGUUGAAGAAUGGAGAUGCUAAUGACAACGAUGGAAGAGAGGUCGACACUCCUCGUAGCCUAGCGAACUCAGAACAGCAAAUUGAGCAAAAUAAUGCUGCUAUGGAGUUGAUUAAUAGUGUCACGGGUCUUGACGAGGAAGGUAGAUCUCGUCAAAGGAUUCUUACAUUCGCUGCCAAGAGAUAUGCAACUGCUCUAGAAAGAAAUCCAGAUGAUUAUGAUGCAUUGUACAAUUGGGCGCUGGUUCUUCAGGAAAGCGCUGAUAAUGUGAAUCCAGAAUCUAGUUCUCCUUCUAAGGAUGCUUUGCUUGAAGAAGCAUGCAGAAAGUAUGAGGAGGCUACCCGUCUUUGCCCCACGCUUAAUGAUGCUUAUUAUAAUUGGGCUAUAGCAAUCUCCGACCGGGCAAAAAUGCGUGGCCGUACAAAGGAAGCAGAGGAUCUCUGGAAACAGGCAACGAAGAAUUACGAAAAGGCUGUCCAACUGAAUUGGAACAGUCCCCAGGCACUUAACAAUUGGGGACUUGCUCUGCAGGAACUCAGUGCCAUUGUUCCAGCUCGUGAGAAACAGACGAUAGUGAAAACUGCUAUAGGCAAGUUCCGUUCAGCGAUCCAGUUACAGUUUGAUUUCCAUAGGGCGAUCUACAAUCUUGGAACUGUUCUGUAUGGAUUAGCAGAGGACAUAUCAAGAACUGGAGGACAUGUGAAUCCAAAGGAUGUCUCUCCUGAUGAGUUAUACAGCCAAUCUGCUAUAUACAUUGCAGCUGCGCAUGCUUUGAAGCCCAAUUACUCGGUUUACACUAGUGCUUUAAAGCUCGUGCGAUCUAUGCUGCCUCUGCCAUAUCUGAAGGUUGGU